UACUCUCCCCAGCAUGCAGCAUGCGGAAAGGGGGCAGGGAUAGGAGGCUGCUGCUAUGAGAAAGAAAAAAAACAGCCACAACAGAGCUUCAACUGCCAUCAAAGGUCAGCUUGCCACCUGAAGCGGGGCAACGCAGUGAAGACCUGCAGCAGCUGCCCAGGAGGAGCCAAGAGGAGGAAAGAGCACCCAGCGCAGAGGCCAGCAGUUAGCAACUGACGUGCAAAAAGAGCUCCCUGGGCAGGAGCCAUGGCCUGGCCACUUUCCUGCUGGCUGUGGCUUCUGGGGACGCUGGUGGGGCUCUCAGCUAUCCCAACCCCCAAGAUCUGUUCAGAACAGCAGUACUGGGCUCCGGGAGGAUGGUGCUGCCAGAUUUGUAAGCCAGGAACGUUCCUAAAGAAGCACUGUGAUGGGCACAGCAAGGCUGCUCAGUGUGACCCAUGUACACCAGGGAUCUCCUUCUCACCAGACCCCAACAAACGGCCCCACUGUGAGAACUGCCGGCACUGUAACUCUGGUCAUCUCAUUCGGAACUGCACGGUCACCGCCAAUGCCGAGUGUGCCUGCCCCAAGGGCUGGCAGUGCAGGGACAAGGAGUGUACCGAGUGUGACCCUGCUCCAAACCCCUUGUUGACCCUGCGUCCAUCGCAGGGCCAGGGCACACAUGCACAACCCACCCACUUCCCUUACACCGAAAAGCUACCAGAGGCCAGGACAGCCAGGCACAUGCGGACUCUGGCUGACUUCAUAAAGCUGCCUGCCCCAGCUCUUUCGACCCAAUGGCCACCCCAGAGAUCCCUGUGCAGCUCAGAGUGCAUCCGCAUCUUUGUGGUCCUCUCUGGAAUGUUUGUUUUCACCAUGGUCGGAGCCCUGUUCCUCCAUCAACAAAGAAAACAUGGACUAAACAAAGGAAGCCCAGGAAUGCCUGCGGAGGCUUCUCCUUACAGCUGCCCCAGGGAGGAGGAGGGCGACGCCAUCCCCAUCCAGGAGGAUUAUCGAAAACCAGAGCCUGUUUCCUACUCCUGAGCCAGCACUCCACAGAGGGGGUCAUCACUGCAGUGAGGUCCUAGCCUCAAUCCCACCCCACUGACCAUACGGAGGCAAUGAGACCUGGAACCCUCAAUUUCAGCACCAUGUUCUUCUCAUCAGGACCCUUUCCUGUCUGCAGACUUGAGAAAGUGCCUUUUUGAGAUUGGCAGUGAGGACACACGGGAAUGAGGUGGAGGGUGGGAAGCAGUAUGUGCCAGCUUCACCCCUGUGCUGCAGAAGGGCUGGGUUUCCAGUUGUAAGGCACACUUACACCUACAAAAGCCGCACGUGCUAUCACUGAUUAAGAAACUCGGCAAAAUAAAGUGACAG
Messenger RNA from Rhinolophus ferrumequinum (greater horseshoe bat), 1356 nucleotides. RefSeq names its product CD27 molecule (gene CD27). The transcript is spliced from 6 exons. Gene Ontology annotation, cellular component: external side of plasma membrane. Bases 247 to 1023 code for a protein of 258 amino acids. Lineage: Eukaryota; Metazoa; Chordata; Mammalia; Chiroptera; Rhinolophidae. Gene Ontology annotation, biological process: negative regulation of apoptotic process; positive regulation of B cell differentiation; positive regulation of T cell differentiation. The record is from RefSeq and is a predicted model, not a curated record. Gene Ontology annotation, molecular function: transmembrane signaling receptor activity; protein binding.